This is a messenger RNA of Diaporthe amygdali, 879 nucleotides long. RefSeq names its product zn 2cys6 transcription factor. The transcript has a single exon. Gene Ontology annotation, molecular function: FMN binding. The coding region runs from base 1 to 879 and encodes 292 amino acids. The record is from RefSeq and is a predicted model, not a curated record. NCBI's taxonomy places the organism in Eukaryota, Fungi, Ascomycota, Sordariomycetes, Diaporthales, Diaporthaceae.
AUGGCAGCCCCAGCCCCGACAGCAACCGCCACAACGGCCGCCGCCCCAUGGCGCGCCCAGUUCCUGGACCACAUCAGCAAGCUGGACUCGCCAAUCUUCACAUUCACCUCCCUGCACCCGGGCCCGGGCUCCUCCCCGCCGGUGCCGAGGGGCCGCACCUGCGUCUACCGCGGCAUGUGGGCGUCGAUCCCGUGGAACGACAAGAACAACGCCCCGCGCAACCCGGACGCCUUCGACUCCGACUGCCUGACGCUGACGACCGACGCGCGCAUGGCCAAGGUGCCCGAGCUCUUCGCGUCGGGCCAGCAAGGAGGAGGAGGCGGCGGUGGUGGCGCGGCCUCGUCCUCGGGCGGCGGCGGCCCCGUCGAGGCCAUGUUCUGGGUCCCCGAGACGGGCACGCAGUGGCGCGUGCGCGGCCACGCCUGGGUGCUCGCGCACGCGGACGUCGGCGACACGGCGAGCCCGGGGGCCAAGGCUGCGCGCGACGCCAUCUCGGCGCGGAUGCGGAGGACGGGCCGAGACGAGGCGGCGACGGGCCAGUGGAGCUGGGAGAAGGAGGUCGUAGGCCAGUUCGGGAACCUGAGCCCCGGGAUGCGGGGCAGCUUCAAGAACCCGCCGCCCGGGACGCCGAGGGCGCAGGAGCCCGGCCCCGGGGAGGGGCUGGGGCAGAAGGUCGGGGACGAGCUGCUGGAGGACGAGGUGGCGAGGAGGAACUUCCGCGUCGUGGUUGUUGUGCCGGAGGAAGUCGACACGUGGGACGGGAAGGACCCUGACAACCAAAAGCGCUUUAUUUACACGUAUGUCGGGCCGGACGCGAAGGCGACGAGGCCUGGUGGUCAGAUCAUUGAUGGGUGGGAGAAGGUGGAGGUCUGGCCCUGA